AUGGAUGAGACGUAUUCUGAUCUAAUGAAUUUGCUGAAGAAACCCUCUUUUACAGAGACAUUCGUCGACAUUUUACUCUGCGCAGUCCCGAUAUGGCUCGCCGUGAUGAUCGGUCUAUUGAUCGGAUGGUCUUGGCGUCCGAGAUGGACCGGAUUGAUCUAUUUAGGGUUCCGUUCUAAGCUUCGGUUUCUAUGGACUGCUCCGCCUGGAUUUGGCGCUCGACGGCUUUGGCUUGCUUUCACCGCUCUCUCCGCCUUCUCCGUUUGCCGCACCAUCUGGUCAAGGCUUGACAAAUCGGCGGCUGGUUCAGCUUCGUCGCAGACGACGCCUGAGCUUGUAGAAGAGAGUCUUCAAAGUAAUGAAACAGGAUCGGUAGCCUCCAGCUCUGGAGAUAAUACAACGGUGAGAGAGGAGGAAAUUGUGACGGAGAAUGAUCUAGAGCAUCUGUUACAGCUGCUUGAAGUCGGAAAUGCGGCUAUGGAGUGGCAAUCAAUGAUGGACAAGACUACUCCAAAUAUGAGCUACCAAGCUUGGCGCCAUGAGCCUGAGACAGGUCCGGUUGUUUAUCGGAGUCGAACUGUGUUUGAGGAUGCAACUCCAGAUAUUGUUAGGGAUUUCUUCUGGGAUGAUGAGUUUAGACCUAAAUGGGACUUUAUGCUUGCCAACUUCAAAACUCUGGAGGAAGACACUCAGACAGGAACUAUGAUUGUUCAGUGGAGAAAAAAGUUUCCUUUUUUCUGUAGUGACCGAGAGUAUAUCAUUGGUCGGAGAAUAUGGGAGUCUGGAAACAAGUAUUACUGUGUGACAAAGGGAGUUCCUUAUCCAGCGCUACCAAAGCGUGAUAAGCCGAGGCGUGUUGAGCUUUAUUUCUCAAGUUGGGUUAUCAGAGCAGUUGAGUCUCGAAAAGGAGAUGGACAGCCAUCGGCUUGUGAAGUAUCCCUAGUCCAUUAUGAAGACAUGGGAAUCCCAAAAGAUGUAGCAAAGUUAGGUGUUCGUCAUGGCAUGUGGGGAGCUGUCAAGAAGCUGAACUCCGGUUUACGAGCCUACCAAACCGCCAGAAAGUCUGACUCGAGUCUAUCCCGGAUCGCUCAGAUGGCGAGGAUCACCACACACCUAAACAUGGAUUCUUUAGAAACAUCGACAGGAGAUGAAGACGGAAGCAGAGUAAUGGACUAUGCAAGGAGACAACGGGACAAUCUGAGAAUGGACUGGAAAUGGUUUGUUGUAGGAGGUGUUGCAUUGGCUUGUGGCCUUCACACUGGUGUUAUUGGUAAGGCUUUACUAGCUGGAGCUGGCCAGAGACUUGCUCGCCGGUGA
Microthlaspi erraticum is the source of this 1317-nucleotide messenger RNA. Lineage: Eukaryota; Viridiplantae; Streptophyta; Magnoliopsida; Brassicales; Brassicaceae. The record is from the annotation of a GenBank genome assembly.